AUGAGUCACAACAAAAAUAAUGAAGGUUUCCAGCCUGAAGAUAAUAGAGUAGACGUAAUUGAUAAUGUGGAAAAUAUCAUUAUUAAUGAAGAUAACUCACAUCAAGAUGCUCGGACAACACCAUUAGUAUUUCGAAGAGAGCCUAAACAAAGAAAUGAUAAUGAAGAACCUACUCCUGCUGA
Molecule: messenger RNA, 182 nt
Organism: Racocetra persica
Lineage: Eukaryota; Fungi; Glomeromycota; Glomeromycetes; Diversisporales; Gigasporaceae
Source: the annotation of a GenBank genome assembly